AUGACGAGCGACGCAUCUUCCACAGCGGAGAGUAGUUUCCAUACCAAGGAAAUGGCGACUGCGCUCGGAGAGAUCAACCCCGACCCGCCUCGAAAGCCCCAGACUUCAUCAUCUCCUACCAAAUCGAAGGCGACAUCAGCACUUCGAGCGAAGCAAGAGACGCGCAAGUUCCGCGGGACUUCCACCCCCGAUCCGGCGCUUGACAUCGACAUGGACGAGUUCACAACCUUCACACAGUACCUGCGAUCAUCGAAACGCGUUCUAGCCCUCGUGGGUGCUGGUUUGUCGGUUGCUUCGGGGCUUUCGACAUUUCGCGGCGAUGAUAGAAGAUGGAGAGGUAUAGAACCUCAGGAGCUUUCGAAUGUCGAGGCUCUGGUGCAAGACCCGGUGAAGGUAUGGUGGUUCUUCAGCGAUCGGAUGAAGCGUGCACAAGAGGCAAACCCGAACCGGGGCCAUAUCGCGCUUGCGAGGCUCGCAAAGGAGAAGAGUGGGUUCUUCGCAAUCAAUCAAAACAUUGAUGGCCUGUGUCAACGAGCCGGCAUACCCAACGAGCAGAUUGCGCAAGUACACGGCACCCUGUUCGAGAUGAAAUGCAGCAAAUACGCUUCAGACUCUAUCGACCAUUGCGACUACAAUACGCCCGUCUCCUACCCUGCCACCGAGGCGCUCACGAUCACAUCUGACAUCAGCGACGCGUCCGUCCCUCUGCCUUCUCUCGAUCAUACCCAGCUCCCUCAUUGCCCACGGUGCGACAGCCUCAUGCGACCGAGCGUCGUGCUCUUCGGUGAAAGCCUAUCGAGCAACCUCACCGAGACUAUACACACCUUCAUCACCUCUGCGCCUUUCGACCUGUUGCUGGUAAUCGGUACGAGUGGCGUCGUCCUUCCGGCGGCGAUGUAUAUACCCAAGGCUCGGAAUGCUGGUGCGAGGGUCGCAUAUUUCAAUAUGGAAGAGUAUCAUGACGAGCCUGGAUGCGUUUGGGCGGGCGACUGGAUGUUCAAAGGUGAUGCCGCGGUCAUGGUCCCUGAGCUCCUUAAAGGGAUCGUGGGAAAUGUCGGAAUCCUGAAAGCAUUCAAGAAGGCUUUGUGCGAUGUCGUCAGUGCAGCAGACAGCGCAGCGCGCCUGGACGCUACCGCCGGCGGUGUCAAAUAUCACCAAUCCUCUCGCGGUCGCUCUGGCAUUGUACCCAAUACAAGAGGUAAGGCAUACGCCCUAGUCUCGCUCCUGGUACCGGAAAGGCUCGUCACUCUUACUCAGCUCUGCCAAACUGUUCAUGGCCACAUUCGCAUGGACGAUGCGAGCGCAAAAGCCAAUCUUCUUUCCAAGACGCUGUGCUCCGGAUUCGGUUCGUUCGUCAGAAUGUCUACUCAUUGCCCCUGUCCAGCGAAGACAUUCCAUCCUGUGAUGGUUUGCUCGAAAGGUGGAUUUGGAACAGAGUCACACCCGUGUGUGGGAUGUGGUGUCAACACUUGCGACGAGUGCCGCAUCCAUGUUUUCUACAACUUCAUGACAGACGAUUCUGGGCUCGAUCAGCGUCGAUGGUGGGCAGGCUACUACUUCCUCAACCCCAUGGCUGUUGCAGUAUGUCCACCUAAGAACUCCGAUGGCAGCGCCUGGCAUCUACCUGUCAAGGAGAUGCUACCUCGCCAUGACCAGGGCCGCGUGCACAUUCCCCUAGCGAUCGGUGCUCUAGGCGAUCCCGAGCCGAUUGAGCCGAUUCUCGAUCUGAAUUUGGGUACCCACCAGUUCAUCAGUCCCCGUGGGCGUACACAAUUCCCCUACUCUGGCAAUAACAUCGUUUCGUUCCUCAGCCUGACUGUCAACAAGCGCAAAGACCUCGCAUGUCCUUCCUGUUACCUGGAACGCCAGAAUCAAGGUGUGGCGCCUUGUUCCUGCACCCUACGGAAGCGCUUCCUAGACCGAUGGUUGUGUAUGCACUGCUAUAUCGAGGAAGUAAAUGUUGAUGAACAGCUCCGCCGUCAUGUCGUGAAGGCAAACGAGGUCGGACAAGGCCACAUACAUGUGUGUGGCUGCGGAACGGAGUUCACACCAGAUAUCAUGCCAAAAGUCAUGUGCAACUGGUGCAAAGGCGAGAUCGCAGAGCUCGAGCAGGGCACUGAGGAUGACGUCACCAGUGAGAAUGCCGAAGACAACAGCGAAGAAGAAGAGGAACUCGAGAACGGAGAUGACGAGGAGGACCAUUCGGCGGCUGACUUUGCGGGUCUGCCUCUGGACGAGUUUGGCUACACUGAGAACCGCGACGGGUCUCUUUCGGUGUACGUGAACGGCGAGUGCAUCCGCGGAGAACGUUUGGGACGAGCUAUGAUCCGCCAGUGGAAGAGAAUCCAGGGUGAGCACGUUGAAUGUACUUGCUGUAUCUGCGACGAGAAGGACUCCAUGCAUGCUCACGCCGGGGACGAAUCAGGAGACGAGUACGAGGACGAGGACGAAGAUGGUCACGAUGACAUUGACGAUGAUCUACCAGAUCUGGAAGACGUCGAGUCAGCUGCUGGCUUCGAAGAUCCAUGGGGAUUGGACUAA
Messenger RNA from Alternaria triticimaculans, 2541 nucleotides. RefSeq lists its product as uncharacterized. Bases 1 to 2541 code for a protein of 846 amino acids. The record is from RefSeq and is a predicted model, not a curated record. Gene Ontology annotation, molecular function: NAD+ binding. NCBI's taxonomy places the organism in Eukaryota, Fungi, Ascomycota, Dothideomycetes, Pleosporales, Pleosporaceae. The transcript is spliced from 4 exons.